AUGGCGGUGGACCGACGGAAGGUAGCUGUCUUUGGGGCGGCCUUUGUGCUGCGACUGCUUCUCAUUUGUCUCUUCCCAUCUUUGCCCGACUUACUUACUGGCCGAGUCGAGGUGUCCACCCCGGUCAACAGCUUCAAGCGACUACAAGAAGGCCUGUACCUCUAUACGCGCAAUGUAUCACCGUACGAUGGCGGUGUCUUCCACCAAGCACCCCUCCUCCUCCCUCUUUUCUCCCUCCUGCCCGACGUCAAUAGCAAUCCGAUCCCUACGGCUAUAUUCUAUUUCCUUGUCGAUCUAGUGAACGCGCAUGCACUGGCGACCAUCUCCGAGUCGGGCCAGUCGGUCCAGAGCCGAUUACACUCUGCCAUGCGGAAGCAUAUUCGGUGGGACGGGACUUCAGUGGCAGCAUGGUUUUUGUUCAACCCUUUCACGAUUGCAACAUGCUUGGCGCGGUCAACCAGCGUGUUUACCACGUCGGGAAUCCUGCUCGCGGUCUCGAAUGCCGUCAGUGGUAAUACUUUGAACGCGAUGCUUGCUCUCGGCUUGGCAUCCUAUCUUUCCAUGUAUCCCGCUCUGUUGUUCGUCCCGCUAGCCCUGCUCUGCUACGAUCAGCGAGCCCAAAAGUCCGCCCAGGCGCCCAGUUCUGGGCUGUUCAUCUUGCAGCACGGCGCCAUUCUGUCUGGUAGCAUUGCUGGACUACUCGGACUCUCCAUCCUCAUCACUGGCAACUUCUGGGAAUUCAUGUCGGCCACCUAUGGCUUCCACCUGCUGGUCCCUGACUUGACCCCCAACGUCGGCCUGUGGUGGUACUUUUUCAUCGAGAUGUUCGACUCAUUCCGCGAGUUCUUCCUUGGGGUAUUCUGGCUUCACCUGGCCAGCUAUGUUGGCGGAUUGACGGCGAGGCUCCGGCGACAACCGCUCUUCAUUAUCACCUCGCUCCUGGGUGUCUUUGCCGUGUUCAAGCCCUACCCCAGCAUCUCAGAUGCUUCGCUCUAUUUUGCGUUGCUGCCAUUAUAUCGGCAUCUUUUCCCAUUGAUGCGGUACACUUUCUUUGCCAUUUCGGCUCUUCUAUACUCGAGUCUUUUGGGACCUGCCUUCUACCACCUCUGGAUCUACGCUGGAUCCGGCAACGCCAACUUUUUCUACGCCAUUACUCUCGUGUGGAGUCUAGGACUAUCCAUCCUUCUGGCGGAUAGCAUCUUUGCUGCACUCAGAGACGAGUGGGAGCAAGAUCACCCCGAACGCAAGGGCCAGGAAGUAAAACAAGUCUAA
This is a messenger RNA of Penicillium cataractarum, 1272 nucleotides long. Its product is annotated as GPI-anchored transamidase subunit GAB1. Gene Ontology annotation, biological process: attachment of GPI anchor to protein; protein localization to cell surface. The transcript has 5 exons. The coding region runs from base 1 to 1272 and encodes 423 amino acids. Gene Ontology annotation, cellular component: GPI-anchor transamidase complex; membrane. The record is from RefSeq and is a predicted model, not a curated record. NCBI's taxonomy places the organism in Eukaryota, Fungi, Ascomycota, Eurotiomycetes, Eurotiales, Aspergillaceae.